AUGGACGUGGACGUGGACGUAGACAUGGACGUGGACGUGGACGUGGACGUCGACGUGGACAUGGACGUGGACGUGGAUGUGGACGUGGACGUGGACGUGGACAUGGACGUGGACGUGGACAUGGACGUGGACGUGGACGUGGACGUGGACGUGGACGUGGACAUGGACGUGGACCUGGUCGUGGACGUGGACCUGGACGUGGAAGUGGACAUGGACGUGGACAUGGUCGUGGACGUGGACGUGGACGUGGACAUGGACGUGGAUGUUGACAUGGACGUGGACGUGGACGUGGACGUGGACGUGGACAUGGACGUGGACAUGGUCGUGGACGUGGACGUGGAGGUGGACGUGGUCGUGGUCGUGGUCGUGGACAUGGACGUGGACGUGGACGUGGACGUCGACGUGGACGUGGUCGUGGACGUGGACGUGGACGUGGACGUAGACGUGGACGUGGACGUGGACGUGGACGUGGACAUGGACAUGGACGUGGACAUGGAAGUGGACGUGGAUGUGGACGUGGACAUGGACGUGGACAUGGACAUGGACAUGGACAUGGACGUUGACGUGGACGUGGACGUGGUCGUGGACGUGGACGUGGAGGUGGACAUGGACGUGGACGUGGACAUAGACGUGGACGUGGACAUAGACGUGGACGUGAACGUGGACGUGGACGUGGACGUAGACGUGGACGUGGACAUGGACGUGGACGUGGUCGUGGACGUGGACAUGGACAUGGACGUGGACGUGGACAUGGACGUGGACGUGGACAGGGACGUGGACGUGGACGUGGACGUCGACAUGGACGUGGACGUGGACGUGGACAUGGACGUGGACGUGGACGUGGACGUAGACAUGGACGUUUACAUGGACAUGGACGUGGACAUGGAUGUGGACGUGGACGUGGACGUGGACAUGGACGUGGACAUGGACGAGGACAUGGUCGUGCAUGUGGACGUGGAGGUGGACGUGGACGUGGACAUGGACGUGGACGUGGACAUGGACGUGGACGUGGACAGGGACGUGGACGUGGACGUGGACGUGGACAUAGACGUGGACGUGGACAUGGACGUGGACGUGGACGUGGACGUGGACAUGGACGUGGACAUGGACAUGGACGUGGACGUGGACGUGGACGUGGACGUGGACGUGGACGUGGACAUGGACGUGGACGUGGACGUGGACGUGGACGUGGACGUGGACAUGGACUUGGACGUGGGCGUGGACGUGGACGUGGACGUGGACGUGGACAUGGACGUGGACAUGGAAGUGGACGUGGACGUGGACGUGGACAUGGACGUGGACGUGGACGUGGAUAUGGACGUGAACGUGGACGUGGACAUGGACGUGGACGUGGACGUGGACAUGGACGUGGACAUGGACAUGGACGUGGACGUGGACGUGGACGCGGACGUGGACGUGGACGCGGACGUGGACGUGGUGGACGUGGACAUGGACGUGGACAUGGACGUGGACGUGGACAUGGACGUGGACGUGGACGUGGACGUGGACAUGGUCGUGGACGUGGACCAGGACGUGGACGUGGACAUGGACGUGGACAUGGUCGUGGACGUGGACGUGGACGUGGACGUGGACGUGCACAUGGACGUGGACGUGGACGUGGACGUGGACGUGGACAUGGUCGUGGACGUAGACGUAGAAGUGGACGUGGUCGUGGUCGUGGUCGCGGACAUGGACGUGGACGUGGACGUGGACGUCGACGUGGACGUGGUCGUGGACGUGGACGUGGACGUCGACGUCGACGUGGACGUGGACGUGGACAUGGACGUGGACGUGGACGUGGACAUGCACGUGGACAUGGACAUGGACGUGGACGUGGACGUGGAUGUGGUCGUGGACGUGGACGUGGACGUGGACCUGGACGUGGACGUGGACGUGGACGUGGACAUGGGCGUGGACGUAGACGUGGAUGUGGACGUGGACAUGGACGUGGACGUGGACGUGGACAUGGACGUUGCCGUGGACGUGGACGUGGACGUGGACAUGGACGUGGACGUGGACGUGGACGUGGACGUGGACAUGGACGUGGACGUGGACGUGGACGUGGACAUGGACGUGGACAUGGAAGUGGACGUGGACGUGGACGUGGACAUGGACGUGAACGUGGACGUCGACGUGGACGUGGACGUGGACGUGGAAAUGGACAUGGACGUGGACGUGGACAUGGACGUGGACAUGGACAUGGACGUGGACGUGGACGUGGACGUGGACAUGGACGUGGACAUGGACGUGGACGUGGACGUGGACAUGGACAUGGACGUGGACGUGGACGUGGACGUGGACAUGGACGUGGACGUGGACGUGGACGUGGAAAUGGACGUGGACGUGGACAUGGACGUGGACGUGGACGUGGACGUGGACAUGGUCGUGGACGUGGACCUGGACGUGGACGUGGACAUGGACGUGGACAUGGACGUGGACGUGGACGUGGACGUGGACAUGGACGUGGACGUGGACAUGGUCGUGGACGUGGAGGUGGACAUGGACGUGGACAUGGACGUGGACGUGGACGUGGACGUGGACAUGGACGUGGAUAUGGACGUGGACGUGGACGUGGACGUGGACAUGGACGUGGACGUGGAAGUGGACGUGCUCGUGGACGUGGACAUGGACGUGGACGUGGACGUGGACGUGGAUGUCGACGUGGACGUCGACAUGGACGUGGACGUGGACGUGGACAUGGACGUGGACAUGGACGUGGACGUGGACGUGGACCUGGACGUGGACGUGGACGUGGACGUGGACGUGGACGGAGACGUGGACAUGGACAUGGACGUGGACGACGACGUGGACGUGGACAAGGACGUGGACGUGGACGUGGAUGUGGACGUGGACGUGGACGUGGACGUGGACAUGGACGUGGACGUGGACAUGGACGUGGACAUGGACAUGGACGUGGACGUGGAUGUGGACGUGGAGGUGGACAUGAACGUGGACAUGGACGUGGACGUGGACGUGGACGUGGAUGUGGUCGUGGACGUGGACAUGGACGUGGACAUGGACGUGGACGUGGACGUGGACAUGGACGUGGACGUGGACGUGGACAUGGACGUGGACGUGGACGUGGACAUGGACGUGGACGUGGACGUGGACGUGGACGUAGACGUGGACGUGGACAUGGACGUGGACGUCGAAGUGGACAUGGACGCGGACAUGGACGUGGACGUGGACGUGGACGUGGAUGUCGACGUGGACGUGGACGUGGACGUGGACCUGGACGUGGAUGUGGAGGUGGACAUGGACGUGGACAUGGACCUGGACGUGGACGUGGACGUGGACGUGGACAUGAACGUGGACAUGGACGUAGACGUGGACGUGGACGUGGUCGUGGACGAGGACGUGGACGUGGACAUGGACGUGGACGUGGACGUGGACGUGGACGUCGACAUGGACGUGGACGUGGACGUGAACGUGAACACGUGGACGUGGACGUGGUCGUGGACGUGGACGUGGACGUGGACGUGGACGUGGACAUGGACACUGGACGUGGACGUGGACGUGGACGUGGACGUCGACGUGGACAUGGACGUAGACGUGGACUUGGACGUGGACGUGGACGUGGACAUGGACGUGGAUGUGGACAUGGACGUGGACGUGGUCGUGGACGUGGACGUGGACAUCGACGUGGACUUGGACGUGGACGUGGAUGUGGUCGUGGACGUGGACGUCGACGUGGACGUCGACGUGGACGGGGACAUGGUCAUGGACGUGGACGUGGACAUGGACGUGGACGUGGACAUGGACGUGGAUGUGGACAUGGACGUGGACGUGGACGUGGACGUGGACGUGGACGUUGACGUCGACGUGGACGUGGACGUGGACAUAGACGUGGACGUAGACGUGGACAUGGACGUGGACAUGGACAUGGACGUGGACGUGGACAUGGACGUGGACAUGGACGUGGACGUUUACGUGGACAUGGACGUGGACGUGGACAUGGAGGUGGACGUGGACGUGGACGCGGACAUGGACCUGGACAUGGAAUUGGACGUGGACGUGGACAUGGACGCGGACAUGGACGCGGACGCGGACAUGGACAUGGACAUGGACGUGGACGUGGACAUGGACGUGGACGUGGACGUAGAUGUGGUCGUGGACGUGGACGUUGAUGUGGACAUGGACGUGGACGUGGACGUGGAUGUAGACGUGGACGUGGACAUGGACAUGGAUGUGGACCUGGACGUGGACGUGGACGUGGACGUGGAAGUGGACGUGGACGUGGACGUGGACGUGGACGUGGUCGUGGACGUGGACCUGGACGUGGACGUGGACGUGGACAUGGACAUGGACGUGGACAUGGACGUGGACGUGGACGUGGACGUGGACGCGGACAUGGACGUGGACGUGGACGUGGUCGUGGACGUGGACGUGGACGUGGACGUCGACGUCGACGUGGACGUGGACGUGGACGUGGACGUGGACGUGGUCGUGGACGUGGACGUCGACGUGGACAUGGAUGUGGACGUGGACGUGGUCGUGGACGUGGACAUGGACGUAGACGUGGACGUGGACGUGGACGUGGACGUGGACAUGGUCGUGGACGUGGACCUGGACGUGGACGUGGACGUGGACGUGGACAUGGACGUGGACGUGGACGUGGACGUGGAUUUGGUCGUGGACGUGGACGUGGACCUGGACGUGGACGUGGACGUGGACAUGGACGUGGACGUGGACGUGGACAGGGACGUGGACGUGGACGUGGACGUCGACAUGGACGUGGACGUGGACAUGGACGUGGACGUGGACAGGGACGUGGACGUGGACGUGGUCGUGGACGUGGACGUGGACGUGGACAUGGAGGUGGACAUGGACGUGAACAUGGACGUGGAGGACGUGGACGUGUACGUAGACAUGGACGUGGUCGUGGACGUGGAGGACUUGGACGUGGACGUGGACGUGGACAUGGACGUGGUCGUCGACGUGGACGUAGACGUGGACGUGGACCAAGACGUGGACUUGGACGUGGACGUGGACGUGGACAUGGACGUGGACGUGGACGUGGACGUGGACGUGGACAUGGAUAUGGACGUGGACGUGGACAUGGAUAUGGACGUGGACAUGGACAUGGACGUGGACGUGGACGUGGACAUGGACGUGGCAUGGACACGUGGAGGACUUGAACGUGGACUGGACGUGGACGUGGACGUGGACGUGGACGUGGACGUCGACGUGGACAAGGACGUGGACGUGGACGUGGACGUGGACGUGGACGUAGACGUGGACAUGGACGUGGACGUGGACGUGGACGUGGACAUGGACGUGGAUGUGGACAUGGACGUGGACGUGGACAUGGACGUCGACGUGGACGUGGACAUGGACGUGGACGUGGACGUGGAUGUGGACAUGGACGUGGACGUGGACGUGGACAUGGACGUGGACGUGGACAUGGACGUAAACGUGGACGUGGACAUGGUCGUGGACGUGGACGUGGACAUGGACGUGGACGUGGACGUGGAGGACUUGAACGUGGACUGGAUGGUCGUGGACGUGGACGUGGACGUGGACGUGGACAUGGACGUGGACAUUAUCGUGGACCUGGACAUUGUCGUGGAAGUGGACGUGGACGUGGACGUGGACAUGGACGUGGACGUGGACGUGGACGUGGACGUGGACAUGGACGUGGACGUGGACGUGGACGUGGACAUGGACGUGGACGUGGACGUGGACGUGGAUAUGGACGUGGACAUGGACGUGGACAUGGACAUGGACGUGGACAUGGACGUGGACGUGGACAGGGAGGUGGACGUGGACGUCGACAUGGAGGUGGACGUGGAGGUGGACGUGGACGUGGACGUGGACGUGGACAUGGACGUGGACGUGGACGUGGACGUGGUCGUGGACGUGGAUGUGGACAUGGACGUGGACGUGGACGUAGAGGACUUGAACGUGGACGUGUACGUGGACAUGGACGUGGACGAGGACGUGGAGAUGGACGUGGACGUGGACGUGGACGUGGAUGUGGACGUGGACGUGGAGAUGGACGUCGACGUGGACGUGGACGUGGACAGGGACGUGGACGUGGACGUGGACGUCGACAUGGACGUGGACGUGGACAUGGACGUGGACGUGGACAGGGAAGUGGACGUGGACGUGGACGUCGACAUGGACGUGGACAUGGAGGUGGACGUGGACGUGGACGUGGACGUGGACGUGGACAUGGACGUGGACGUGGACGUGGACGUGGUCGUGGACGUGGACAUGAACGUGGACGUGGACGUGGAGGACUUGAACGUGGACGAGAACGUGGACAUGGACGUGGACGAGGACGUGGACAUGGACGUGGACGUGGACGUGGACGUGGACAUGGACGUGGACGUGGACGUGGACGUGGACAUGGACGUGGACGUGGACGUGGAGGUCGACGUGGACAUCGACCUGGACGUGGACGUGGACAUGGACGUGGACGUGGAUGUGGACGUGGACGUGGAGAUGGACGUGGACGUGGACGUGGACGUAGACGUGGACGUGGACAUGGAUGUGGACGUGGACAUGGACGUGGACGUGGACGUGGAGGUGGACGUGGACAUGGACGUGGACGUGGACGUGGACAUGGACGUGAACGUGGAAAUGGACGUGGACGUGGACAUGGACGUGGACAUGGACGUGGACGUGGACGUGGACGACUUGGACGUGGACAUGGACGUGGACGUGGACGUGGACGUGGAUGUGGACGUGGACGUGGACGUGGAGAUGGACGUGGACGUGGACGUGGACGACAUGGACGUGGACAUGGACGUGGACGUGGACGUGGACGUGGACCUGGACGUGGACGUGGACGUAGACGUGGACAUUGUCGUGGACGUGGACGUGGACGUGGACGUGGACGUGGAUGUUGACGUGGACGUGGACGUGGACUUGGACGUGGACGUGGACCUGAACGUAGACGUGGACGUGGACAUGGACGUGGACGUGGACGUGGAGGACUUGGACGUGGACAUGGACGUGGACGUGGACGUGGACUUGUAG
This is a messenger RNA of Closterium sp. NIES-65, 6984 nucleotides long. The record is from the annotation of a GenBank genome assembly. NCBI's taxonomy places the organism in Eukaryota, Viridiplantae, Streptophyta, Zygnematophyceae, Desmidiales, Closteriaceae.